Molecule: messenger RNA, 441 nt
Organism: Spirodela intermedia
Lineage: Eukaryota; Viridiplantae; Streptophyta; Magnoliopsida; Alismatales; Araceae
Source: the annotation of a GenBank genome assembly
AUGGCGUACGAUCAUGGAGAUCAAGGUUCCCCGAAGAGAAGAUCUCGACUGGGGGAGUGCUUCUCCUGCUGCUUCGGCGGCGGCAGCGGCGGCGCAGGGGGAGAAGGAUUUGAGCCGCCGCAGGAUAGCCAGACGGCGUCGUUCGUCCGGUCUUCCUCGACGUGGAUCCGAUCCAAGGCGCAGGAGAUCCCGGAGAUCAAGGAUAAAUGCCGCGGCCUCAUCUCGCGCUUGGGGAAGCCACGCCGGCAGUCCGGCGACUUCAGGUACGAUCCACUCAGCUACGCCCUCAACUUCGACGAGGGCCCCGACUUCGACGACGACGGCGGCGAGAUCUCCCCCGCCGAGUUCCGGUACCGGAAUUUCUCGUCCCGUCUUCCCCCGACGCCACCGCAUCUGAUCCCGGCGGAGUCCGCGGCCGCGAAGGGAAUAGCCUGCAACUAG